This is a messenger RNA of Gavia stellata (red-throated loon), 867 nucleotides long. Its product is annotated as putative nuclease HARBI1. Lineage: Eukaryota; Metazoa; Chordata; Aves; Gaviiformes; Gaviidae. Bases 1 to 867 code for a protein of 288 amino acids. The transcript is spliced from 4 exons. The record is from RefSeq and is a predicted model, not a curated record.
AUGUCGGACUCGGUGCUGCUGCUGCGGCGGCACCGGGUGUACCGGGCGCGCUGCUCCUUCCUGGACCUGAGCGAGGAGCAGGUGCUGCGGCGGUACCGGCUGGACAAGGCCGCCAUCGCCGGGCUGUGCCGCGAGCUGGGCGCCGACCUGGAGAGCCUGACGGGCCGCAGCCACGCCCUGCCGGUGGCCGUCAAGGUCACCUCCGCCCUCACCUUCCUGGCCUCCGGCUCCUUCCAGACGGCCACGCGCGACACCACCGGCAUCAGCCAGUCGGCCAUGUCCAACUGCCUGGCGCAGUUCCUGGAGGCGCUGCAGCGGCGGGCGGCGCGGUACAUCGCCUUCCCGCCGCCCGCUCACGCCGGGACGGCCGCCGGCGCCUUCCCCGGGGUGCUGGGGCUGGUGGGCAGCAUGCACGUGGCGCUGCGGGCUCCCUCCGAGAACGAGCCGGCUUACCGCAACGCCGGCAACUACCACUCCAUGAACAUGCAGGUGGUCUGCGACGCCGCCGGCACCAUCACCAACGUGGUGGCCAAAUUCCCCGGUUCCUGCCCCAACGCCGCCGUCCUGGAGAAUUCCGCCGUGGCCCGGCUGCUGGAGGGGGCUCGGCCCGACGGCGCCUGGCUGCUGGGUGAGGGGACCCGCAGCUACCCGCUGAAGCCGUGGCUGAUGACGCCCAUCGCGGCGCCCCGCGGCCCGGCGGAGGAGCGGUACAACGCGCUGCACCACCAGGCCCUGGCCGCCCUGCGCCGGACCCUCGCCCUCCUCAAGCUGCGCUUCCGCUGCCUGGACAAGGGCAGGGGAUCUCCAGCGAGGCCCGGGCCGUGGCGGGCCCGCAUCGUCCAGCAGGUCAAGGACGGCCUCGGCUGA